This is a messenger RNA of Fraxinus pennsylvanica, 513 nucleotides long. The record is from the annotation of a GenBank genome assembly. NCBI's taxonomy places the organism in Eukaryota, Viridiplantae, Streptophyta, Magnoliopsida, Lamiales, Oleaceae.
AUGCAGUUGAUGUGUGUGGAUGGCCUCACCAGAGAGAAUGUUGCCAGCCAUUUGCAGAAAUACCGGCUUUAUCUAAGGAGGAUGCAGAUCAUGUCCAGUAAUGGAAGUGCCGUUGGCAACAAUGGCCCUGCAGCAUUGUCCGCUUUAGGUGUGGACCCUGCACCUGACCGUUUGUUCGCCAGCUCCCCUGUGCCUGAGCAUUUUUUGAACCCAAACAGGCCGAAUUCUGACCAUUUCAUGCCCUUCGUGCCGGUGGCCUCAAUGCAUCAUCAUCAUCCAAUGCCAGCAGUGGGGGCAGGGUCAGGUCCAGAGCUGCACCACCAUCCACAACAGUUUAGGCAUUUUGGGACUUCACGAUCGAAUUGGCAAUUUGAACAUCCCUUCAUUAGGCAGUCACAUCCAGUUCACAGCAGUAAUGGUUCUGUUAUUGCACCUCAUCUGGAGGAUUUGGAGUCCGCGACUCCUACAAAUGGGAAGAAAGUUCUCACCCUUUUUCCUACCGGAAAUUGUUAA